Nothobranchius furzeri (turquoise killifish) is the source of this 3931-nucleotide messenger RNA. Its product is annotated as solute carrier family 2, facilitated glucose transporter member 11. The record is from RefSeq and is a predicted model, not a curated record. Gene Ontology annotation, molecular function: hexose transmembrane transporter activity. Gene Ontology annotation, cellular component: plasma membrane. Lineage: Eukaryota; Metazoa; Chordata; Actinopteri; Cyprinodontiformes; Nothobranchiidae. Gene Ontology annotation, biological process: monosaccharide transmembrane transport.
UGUUGCUGUGGAGCAUUUUUCUUGCUUUCAGACACACAAGGUUAAAAAGAAGAAGGCGAGACAGUCCAGAGAUGUUCUGUUUUCCAUCCAGUUUUAAUUAAAAGUGCAUGUUUGGGAUUUAAUGAUUUAGAACCUGGAGAACAUGGACAGCAAGCAUCCAGAUGAACUCUACAGGGAGCCAGAGGAAACCAACAAACCUGCAGGCAGUAGCAGGACUCUUGUCCUAACUGUGUGCUCUGCUGCCAUUGGAGGCACCUUCCAGUAUGGCUACAACAUCUCCAUCAUUAAUGCUCCCACCAACUACAUCCAGAGCUUCAUCAACAACACCUACAUGGAGCGCUGGGGUGACGGGCUGGAUACCCCUCAGGUGACCCUGGUGUGGACACUAAUUGUCUCAGCGUUCUCACUGGGUGGCUUGCUGGGUGCCCUGCUAGCAGGGCCGAUGGCAGUCCACUUUGGUAGGAAGAAGUCUUUACUUCUCAACAACUCCUUUCUGCUUGUUGGCGCUGUGCUUGUGCUGACGUGUCAGGUGGCAAAAGCUUUCGAGAUGAUCAUCCUUGCCCGUUUCCUGGUGGGGAUGAACUGUGGUGUCAGCAUGAACGUCCAACCUAUGUACUUUGGAGAAAGUGCUCCCAAACACCUCAGAGGGGCUGUGGCGUUUUCCUCUGCGGUUUUUACUUCAUUUGGCAUUGUCUUUGGUCAAAUUGUGGGGCUUACCGAGCUGCUUGGCACAGAGCCUUUUUGGCCUUACUUACUGGCUAGCAAUGCUGUACCAGCACUGAUCCAGUUAAUCGCCCUUCCCUGGUUCCCCGAAAGCCCCAGAUACCUUCUGAUUGACCGGGGAGACAGGGACGCUUGCAUCCAGGCCCUUCGAAGACUUCGUGGAGGAGAGGUUCCCUCCUUGGAGAUGGAGGAGAUGCUUCAGGAGCAGCAGCAAAUGUCCGCAGCCUUAAAAUCAGGUUCUACAGCUCUAGCCAAGACGCCUUGGUCCCUGUUUAAAGAUCCUGGCCUACGAUACCAGCUCAGGACGAUCAUGGCAGCAAGUAGUGCCAUGAUGCUCUGUGGAAAUGACUCCAUUUACUUCUAUGCAUCCUACAUAUUUCAGGAAGCGGGAAUUCCACAAGAGAACAUCCAGUAUGUGACCAUUGGAACUGGGGCCUCUGAGUUUACUGCUUCUGUCCUGAGCAACCUUCUGAUUGAGCACGUGGGCCGGAGGUACCUUCUCAUUGGCGGAUACAUUCUGAUGACUUGUUGGUCGAUAGUCUUCACUGUAGCACUUAGCCUCCAGAGCCAUGGAGUGGCCGGGAUGUCUUAUCUCAGCAUGACAUGUGUGUUUGCCUACAUCCUCAGCUUUGGCCUAGGCCCAGCAGGGGUAACGGGUAUCCUGCCUGCUGAGAUCUUUGACCAGGCAGCUCGCCCAGCAGCCUACAUGGUUGCCGGAUCGUUGAUGUGGAUCAGCCUGUUCUUGGUGGGAAUGCUGUUUCCUUUUAUCAUAAACAGCCUAGGGAACUACUGCUUCCUACCUUUCCUGGCUGUUUGUCUGGUGUCUGCCGUCUUUUUGGGGCUAACCUUGCCGGAGACAAAGGGCAAGACUUUAGCUCAGAUUACGACAGAGUUUGAUAAAAAGAACAGAGGCAAAAUGACAGAGAAAAGAUCUGAGAUGGUGGUAAAUGAGCCGGAACAGUAGCACCUAGGAACAACAUGGUCCUUUACCAGCUUGUCACAUAAAUCUGAUUCUGAAUGUAAACAGAGUGGAUGAAUUAAACUUGACUUCAAGGAAAGUUCAAAGUGAAAAUGGCACGGCAUCACUGUUACUCUGUUAAUGCACUUUUAUAUAUAUUUAUGUGAUGAUAGUUUGGAGUAAUCAGUGUCAUCCUCUGUGAUAAGUGCCUGCCUAUAAGAAGAGGGUUGCAGGUUCAUGGCCCAUUUAAUAAUUGUGUCCUUGAGCAAGACACUUUACCUUCCUUACCUGCUGAUGGUGGUCGGAGGGACUGGUGGCACCAGUGUACAGCAGCUUCACCUCUGUCAGUGUUCCCCAGGGCAUCACCAUCAGUGUGUGAAUGAGUGAACGUCUGAUCUAUUGUAAAGUACCUUGGGGGUUUUUAGGACACUUGAACGUGCUCUAUAAAUGCGGGCCAUUUAUGACUAAAUGUGAAUAAGUUAAACUUGUUACUUUGGUGAAGUUAUAAAUAAUGACUUUAAACAUGUUGAGUUGCUAAGCAAUGGCUUGUCCUGAUAAACCUGAAUACCACAUUUCACAGCCAUCCUGAAACAGCUCCGAACUCCAUGAAAACAUCGUUUUAUUACUCUUUUCACUGCGGUCAGUUUUGCAUUAUUGGGUUACCUCUACAAAAAUAUUAAGACAUUCCUGUUGGAGUUGACCCAGGGACUAACCCUAUCCCUAAUCCUAACCCUACCCCUCCCCUACCCCUCUGGUCCAGAGGGCUGCUAAGUUUUACAUUUGUAAAUAGGCCCAGCAACAUAAUUCCAUGCAAAUAACCAUAAAGCCAAACUGAUGGGGGUGUAAUGGUUAAUAACACAAUGUUGCGUGAAUAGGAGCUGUUUUAAGAUACUAACUGUUAGUAAACACCGUUUCCUCAAACAGGAUGUUCAUGUCGCUAUCUACAACAGAUAAGAUAGAAGCUAACUUUUACAACUAUAGAUAUUAAAAUCUAACCUUCACCUGAUGCCUAAAACUGUCCUAAACAAGAUAAAGAAUUUACUCAAAUAACGUCAUCAAUGUACGGCGAGAAGUUACGUUGGAUAGUGUAGUAAAAGUAGUAAAGGUGUCUGUGAUGCAAAUGAUUGAGGAUCCACAUGCUUCACGUUUAACCAUCUUCAUCUUGUUAACAAGUCACGUGUUAGCAGUAGAGAGAGCUAUGAUUAGAACUGCAUGUAUUCAAUGAUUCAUCCACUCUGGUUAAGCUAAUCUGUAACAAGGACACAACUGAUUUGUGUCAUCUUUUCCAGCUAACUUCCCAUGCAUGAGAUCAUGUCUUACAUUGCAUGAAGCAGAAAUAUGUGUAUUGCCAAAGAUACCAGUAGAUGUCAUCAUUGUCCCACCGUUCAUCGUCUCCCAGCUGAAACUUGAAGCUUUAGUUCAACAGCUGGCUCUUUACAACCCCUCCGGUCUUCUGUGGACUAUCUGUCAUAUCCUGUGUUCCCCAAUCGAUCCAUGCUCAUGCACUAUUAUCUCAUUUUGCACGAGGCAGAUAAUUUGCACUGGAUUAACUUGAGUCUUUUGAUAUUCUGUGGAACUGAGUUACCAAAGGAUUUUAUGACAAUCUCGUGUGUUGAUAAAAGUAAACGUUGUGAUUCUCAGGCUGUAUUUUUGAGCUGAUGUUUAUUUAAAUAUUUAAAUCAUAAAAGAAAGUAUGCUGUUAUUUAAAAAUAUAUAUUUAUUGAAAUGUCUUACUGCACGUUCAAGGAAUAAACACUGCUGACAUCUGCUUUGGCACUGGUCUGGUUGCUUUGACCUGAAACUGCUUUUAUUUUAUCUCAUUUCUGUCAUAUGUUUACCGUAGAUACGCUGUUCCCCGUUGCACAAAAGCAAACAAGGGUUAGGGUUGAGAUUAAAGUCAAAAUGCUGAAAAAUGAAGAUAAUCUUUACUUUUAGCAUUAUAAAAUUUCUCAAAAAACAGUAUUUUAAAACAUUUAUUUACAUUUUAACUUUAAUAUGGACUAUUUGGACUUUUUACUGCACAUUUUAAAUUUAGUCUGGAAAAAAUAUUAAAAUUUUAUCCAAACAUUUAAAUUUUUUUCUAGAUUGUAUUCAGAUGUCUCAUAAUGUCAAUUUACAACUAGAAUGGAUUUGAGUCAUUUUCUAUAACCUUUCUUAACAUUAUUUUAGAAAUUUUUAUACCUCCCUUAUUUAAAAAUUUUAAAUUUAGCCUCGAAAUAAUAUUUUCAACAUAUUUUAAUCAUUUUUAAC